This is a messenger RNA of Truncatella angustata, 975 nucleotides long. RefSeq names its product putative pectate lyase B. The transcript has a single exon. Lineage: Eukaryota; Fungi; Ascomycota; Sordariomycetes; Amphisphaeriales; Sporocadaceae. Bases 1 to 975 code for a protein of 324 amino acids. Gene Ontology annotation, molecular function: pectate lyase activity. The record is from RefSeq and is a predicted model, not a curated record.
AUGAAGUUUACUGCCGCUGCUGCGCUUUUGGCCACCCUUGCCUCCGCCACCCCUACCAACCUCAAGAACGCCAUCGCCCGCCGUGCUGCUACCGAUGCUUGUGACGUUGGUUACUGUACCGAGAACGGUGGUACCACUGGUGGUGCUGCUGGUGAGACUGUCACCGUCACCACUAUCGAUGACCUGACCACUUACGCCGAGAGCGACGACCCCUACACCAUCAUCGUCUCCGGUGCCCUCACCGGUGCCUCCAAGAUCCGUGUUGGCUCUGACAAGACCAUCUACGGCGAGUCCGGCUCCUCCAUCCAGGGUGUUGGUCUUUACGUCAAGGGCGUCAGCAAUGUCAUCCUGCGUAACCUGAAGCUCUCCAAGGUUCUUGCCGAGAACAGCGACGCCAUCGGCAUCCAGGCCUCCACCAACGUCUGGGUUGACCACUGUGACCUGUCCUCCGACCUUGACAACGGCAAGGACUACUACGACGGUCUUCUUGACGUCACCCACGCCUCUGAGUGGGUCACCAUCUCCAACACUUACCUCCAUGACCACUACAAGGCUUCCCUGGUUGGCCACUCCGACAGCAACUCGGAUGAGGACACCGGCACUCUCCACGUCACCUACGCCAACAACUACUUCAAGAACAUCAACUCUCGCCAGCCCUCCGUCCGCUUCGGUACCGUCCACAUCAUCAACAACCUCUGGGAGGGUGCCCUCGGCACUGGUGUCAACACCCGCAUGGGUGCCCAGGUCUUGAUCCAGAGCUCCGCGUUUGUUGACUCCGCCACCAAGGCCGUCGAGUCCGCCGAUUCCGACACCACCGGCUACGCCGUCCUUGACGACGUUGACCUUGGCGGCUCCGAGAACUCUGCCCCCGAGGGUACCCUAACUGCCAGCUCGUUCCCUUACGACACCAUCACGGCUCUUGGCUCCGGCUCCGUGGCGAGCACAAUCCCUGGAACUGCCGGCCAAACCCUUUAA